AGAAGGAAAAUAAAUGAAAGCUUGCCCUACAUUAAAGAUACUUCUUGCACACCAAGAAACUGAUAAGAUUUUUAUGACCAUAUAUAUGCAUGUUAGAUCUUUAGAUCCUAUUUUGUGAAAGAAAUCUCUCCUGGGUUUUUGUCUUUCCUGGGACUUGAAGCAACCCACAUAGAAAGUUUAUUCCAAUCUAUUGAAAAAUAUAUACUUUUUCAAAUGACUGGUUCACCACCAACCAUGGAACCUCAAAAUCAGCAACGGCAGGAGCAAGAGCAGAAUCGACUCUGCGAUUACUGCAAUGACUGUACGGCACUUCUCUAUUGCCGAGCCGACUCAGCGAAGCUCUGUUUCUCCUGCGACAGAGAGGUCCACUCCACAAACCAGCUCUUCUCUAACCACUCUCGGUCGCAGCUCUGUGAGUCCUGUUGCGAGUCCCCUGCUUCAAUCUUCUGUGAAACGGAGCACUCUGUUCUGUGCCAAAACUGCGACUGGGAUCGCCACGGAUUGUCUUUAUCUUCCUUGCACAAUCGGAGGCCGAUUGAGGGGUUUACUGGGUGCCCUAGUGCGAGUGAAUUGCUAGGGAUUUUUGGGUUCGACGAUGUUGAUAGCAAGACUCUAUCUUUGAAUGAAGAUAGUGAUUAUGGUGGGUUAGGGGAUGAUGGGUAUCUGGAUUUCUUGGUGUGGGAUACCCCUGUUGUUAGUGUUGAUGAUAUGAUAGUUUCCAGUGGUUCGAGUCAUGAUUUUCAGGCUAUGGAUGUUCCUCCUCUACCAAAGAAUCGUAAUGCUGCUUGUGGGAAAGAAAAGGAAGAAAUGCUUCGUCAGCUUCGUCAACUGGCGAAGUUGGAACCUAAUUUCAAUUUCACUAGUGUAGAUGUUGAGCCGAUUAGAGGAUUUCAGUCACUGGAGACUGGACAAAUUCGGUACCAUGAAGAGACGCACAUAGACCAGAAACCUGAUGCACAGCCAACUUCAUUUCCUACUUGCGAGGAUAAUGUGCUGCAGUGGUUGAGUGACAGUGGUGAGGGUGCACCGGGUUUCUUUCCUUCUACAUUAGUAGGAAACCAUUUUGAGGAAAAUAAUGUAGUUCCUGAGAAAUAUUCAGAUGGUGGCAGCGGAUGUCAUACUAGCAAUACUCGUGAGGGACAGCCACCUGAUUCCAUUCCUACUGAAAACGUGUCAAAUUUCCCAAAAUUUGCUCAUUAUGAGUUGAACAGCCAGGAGAGAGACUCUGCAAUCUCACGAUACAAGGAGAAGAAGAAAACAAGAAGGUACGACAAGCACAUUCGAUAUGAGUCAAGGAAGGCUCGGGCAGAAAGCAGAAUGAGAAUCAAAGGACGUUUUGCCAAGACAGAUAACUGACUACUGGUGUGGAGGUGUGCCAUCUGACAAGCAUGGCCUAUCGAUUUGUGAGUUUUGACUUAGAUAACAGCUCGAAUCGGGUAAUUUCUUUGCUUGGAAGGACCACUGCAUUCUGAAAUGUUACGUGCCAGGGUUCAGGUGAAGAAGUUGUGUAUUUGGGAAUCAUUAAGCUCAAAUAUGGACUUGCAGCUUUCUUUGCAUAAUGUAGAGAAUGGUGAUUUUGUUUGGUUUCU
Molecule: messenger RNA, 1589 nt
Organism: Tripterygium wilfordii
Lineage: Eukaryota; Viridiplantae; Streptophyta; Magnoliopsida; Celastrales; Celastraceae
Product: zinc finger protein CONSTANS-LIKE 13-like
Exons: 5
Coding region: 214-1356 (380 amino acids)
Molecular function (GO): protein binding; zinc ion binding
Source: RefSeq, a predicted model, not a curated record